Messenger RNA from Trypanosoma conorhini, 552 nucleotides. RefSeq lists its product as uncharacterized. NCBI's taxonomy places the organism in Eukaryota, Euglenozoa, Kinetoplastea, Trypanosomatida, Trypanosomatidae. The record is from RefSeq and is a predicted model, not a curated record. The transcript has a single exon. The coding region runs from base 1 to 552 and encodes 183 amino acids.
AUGCCGCGGAGCUUCCACUCUGCGGCGCGGACGGUGCAGGGAGGAGCGGCUGCUGGCAUGACCGCCUCCCCCCCGAGCACUGCGGGCAGCUACUUUGACCUGCUUGCCAACAGCGACCCGCGGGUGGCGUUCGACGUCCUGCACCUGGGCGUCCUAGCCGCCGUUGCGGAGGACGAGGAGGAGCGGCCCCCGCACAGCCCCGUGCCGCGCGCCACCGCCUCGGCAAAAGCCGUCGUCGUGGGCGAAGGGGCGGACGCGCGCUUCGUGAUACCGACGCACCAGCCGGCGCUUGACGCACGACUGCCGCAACCGCAGGACAUCGCCGCCGUGGACGCGUUUCUAAGCUCUACUUCUCCCUCCGCGCUGCAGGACGCGCUGGGGCCGGCGGUGCUGCACGUGGUGCAGAAGUACCGCCCGCAGGUGCUGCGAGAGCCCCAACAGCGGCGACGGCGGCGGCCGCAGGAGGAGGAGGGGGAGGGGGAGCGGGAGCCGCCUGCCCCGCACGGCACGGCGGCAGCGGAAGGCGAGCGCUCUGACGGGGCGACGAGCUGA